Molecule: messenger RNA, 5649 nt
Organism: Colossoma macropomum (tambaqui)
Lineage: Eukaryota; Metazoa; Chordata; Actinopteri; Characiformes; Serrasalmidae
Gene: maptb
Product: microtubule-associated protein tau b
Exons: 12
Coding region: 105-2378 (757 amino acids)
Biological process (GO): neuron projection development; microtubule cytoskeleton organization
Cellular component (GO): neuron projection
Molecular function (GO): microtubule binding
Source: RefSeq, a predicted model, not a curated record
CGCCGACGGAACAGCGUCGCUAUAUUAGAGCCCAGCGCUGACUGACUGACUGCAGUUGGACAGACAAUAACUCUGCGUGUCACACAGACUGAAAAUAUCUUGAAAUGGACCACCAGGACCUGAUGAACUCCUCUGGGGAGAACGUGGCGUCUGCCUUGGCCAGCAUGACCGUCAAUGACGGCCCGCAGGAAGGUAUGAAGAACGGGAUGGCAGUGCAUGUAGGGCCAGGGGACAGCAAGGGCAAAGAGGAGACAGAGGGGUCAAAACCAGAGGUGACUUCUCAAGAGCCUAUGACAGAGGGUACGGAGCCUAAGACUGUCUCGCCUCAGGAGGAUGUUGUGUCUGGAGCAGGUGAAGACAAGCUAACGCCAGGAGAGAUCUCUGCGCCACACAGUGGCAGAAGCAGUGCGGCAUUCAUAGACGGGGAGGAGGAGCUUGUGAAUGGUGACAGGGCCAAGUCUGUUAGCCCACGCCAGUCCCCCAUGUCCCCAUCACCUGUUGCCCAGGCUGAUGGGUUUGGGUCGGUGGUUCCAAGCUUGGACAGCCAGGUGAAAAGGAGCCCUUCAGGAAAGAUGGACCAAAAGUACGGUUCCAGUGAUUCUGAAGAUGAGAGGGAGGAAGCCAACAAGCAUAGUAAAGAUGAGGGCAGAGCCUUUAGAUCUGCCUACGAGGAAGACUUAGCAGUGAGUCCUGGCGUGCCCCGUAGUGGUUAUGAUAUAGAAGAUCAGGAAGAGGAGGAGCAAGAAAAAGAAGAGGAGGAAGAGGAAGAACAAGAAGAAGAAGAACAAGACGAAGAGCAAGAACAAGAAGAAGAAGAGGACAAAGAAGGAGAAGAAGCAGUUCCUCUGGCUCAAAGUGCAUUUGUCUCAGACUUGUCGCCGCAGAAAGACGAAAGCUUUGAGAGCAAACAUGGCGAAGCUCCAUAUCAACCCCCACUGACUCCAGAGGAAGCGAAGAAGCGGGGACUGUCUUUUGACUACACCGAACCCCAGCAGCUUGGCCAUCAAGGUGCCCCUGAGGGUUGGGAGAAUGGCUCUGACAAAACCCCUCCAGAGAGCAAGAGUCCUGACUCCUGCAGGGCUGACAUGGGAUCCCCUUUCUCCCCAAGCAUUGCUCCUCGGGAGUCUCCCCUCACCGACCAACGGAAAGAAGCCCACAGAGACCAGCUGGAAGAUGAACAAGAAGAGGAAGAGGUCAGCAUUCCCACAGCUCACCCAGUGGUAACGGUGCCUAAGAUGGAGCCAGAAGCCAAGCCAAAGGAUGCCGACAAAGAGAGACCAGAGAAGUACUUGGAUACAACCGACGAAGAUCUCAUUGCUACUGUGGAAGCAGCACAGGAUGUCCAGACUAUUGCAAAACCAGAACCAGCGGCUGUCACUGUUAGUAAGCCCAGUGCCCCGGAACCAUUGGAAGCAGCUCCAACUAAAACAGAGCCUGUCAAAGAAGCUCCCGUUAAAAAAGCAAAGAAGCCUGUUGCCACAGUCGCCGCAACCCCUUCCCCCAAGUCCGCUACAAAACCCCAGAAAGCCCCCUCAAAAGAUGCUGCUCCAGUCCGAAAAACAAGCGCCCCAUCAAAAGCAGGAGCAGCGGCACCUGAUAAAAAUGCUAAGGCCGCUGAUGCUAAAACGAAGACCCCAGGUGCUAAACCUCAGGGAGUGGGCACCAAAAUCCCUGCUGCUUCAAGGGCGGAACAACGGAAAACGGGAGCAGGUCCGAUUGAAAGAGCUGAGUCACCAAAGACUCCGGACCGCAGCGGCUGCAGCAGCCCCGCCACACCCAAGUCUCCGGCCAGCCGGUCCAGCACACCUGGGCAGCAGGUAAAGAAGGUGGCAGUGGUGCGCACUCCACCCAAAUCGCCCGGCUCCCUCAGGUCCCGCACCCCCAUUGCACCGGUCGCCCCCAUGCCUGACCUGAAGAACGUCAGGUCUAAGAUUGGCUCCACUGAGAACAUCAAGCACCAGCCUGGGGGUGGGAAGGUUCAAAUUGUGCACAAAAAGAUUGAUCUGAGUAACGUGCAGUCAAAGUGCGGAUCAAAGGACAACAUCCGCCAUAAACCAGGUGGAGGGAAUAUUGAGAUCAAAUCAGAGAAGCUGGAGUUUAAAGCUCAGUCAAAAGUUGGAUCUCUGGAGAACAUCGGCCAUGUGCCUGGAGGCGGUCAAAAGAAGAUUGAGAGCCACAAACUGGCGUUCCGCGAGCAGGCGAAAGCUCGCACUGACCAUGGUGCCGAUAUCGUGGUCCAGUCACCAGGCAUGUCAGCGGACGGCUCUCCCCAACUCAGCAAAGUGUCUUCCUCCGGCAGCAUCAACAUGACGGAAUCCCCGCAGCUCUCCACGCUAGCUGAUCAGGUGUCCGCCUCCCUCGCCAAGCAAGGCCUGUGAUUGACCCCUACAUCCGCAACCCUAACGCUCAAUGGGAUUAAAGGGAGUAAUAUGGCUUGAAAAGAAACAAAAAAAAAAGAAAGAAAAUGAAAAAGUAUUUCCCUCAGUCUUUAAAAAAAAAAUGCGCUUGCUGGAUUUCCUAACUAAGAUUUGUUGCGGUGACUAGACAAGAUAUGAAUUUUGGCUCUCGACAGCUCGGAACAGAAAAUUAAAUAAUGAAUUAUGAAAUUAUUGGCUUGGUUUGAUUAAUUGAGCUGAAUUUGGUGCUGUAUUGAUCCAUAUGAUCAUUUACAGCUUGAGUAGCCCAUCUAUAUUGCUACAGUGUUAGGUACUUUUUAUGUUAGGCCUACCUUUCCAUCGCUGUCUCUGCUUUGUUGCCUUAUUGUCAGAGUGUUUUUUUUUUUUCUUCUUCUUUUUUCUAACGAUUAUUUUCCUUUCAUUUGACCUCAACCAGACAGGAACUGAUGUUUUGUGACUGUAUGCUAAUACAUAGUAAAGAACGUAAAAUGUACUCCCCAAAGAAAUCUGGGGAAGAACAAAGCCAAACCUACCUGUAAGAAUGAUAAAAGGAGGCUCUGAGUUGUCAAACUGCACUUUGCGCUGAUUUUAAUGGAAUGUUUCAGUCAAUAAUGCUGGUGCUGCUAACAGUGAAUGAAAGCGAACAGUUAGCAUCGUGAACAUUUUCAAAAGCAUCUGUAAUGAAAUCGAUUACUGUUAGCAACAUUAGCGUGUUGAGCUGUUCUUUUAAGAAACUCUAAUAUAGUAAUAUGAUGGGAUCAUAACAAUUCUUGCAUGUUGCCAUGCUGUGAUGUAUCUUGAUGUUUUAUACACCAGGCGCUUUGACAAACAAUGCAUUGGAAUUAGCAUAUCAACAAUUAAAGGCAUUAACUCUAUUUGGAUUCAUUACAAAAAAAAAUUCCAAUAGCAAGAGUAGUGAACAGAUUCCCAAACUAGCAGACGUGCCAAGCAGUUGAACUCGCUGUAUUUCAUACUUGCAGGUCUGAACUUUUUUGCUAUUGGACGUGACAUUGCAAGACCUGUUAUGUUGUCCUGGAUUUCGACCAAUCACAUUCAAAUAUCUGUUCAUGAUGGAUGUUUAACAUGCUACACUCACUCAUUCCAGACUCAUUCUAACUUAAUAAAGCCCUAAUCAGCACGGUCCACUGCGUGAGUAAAUUCUGUGCCCAGGCAUGGAUGUGGCUCAGUUUUUAACUAUGGUAGACCAACAGUGACCAACCCUGGUCCUGGAGAUCCACUGUUCUUUGGCAUCUAGUUUUAACCACAAUCUGUCCCAACUUUAUUAGCUACAUCAAAUGUAUUAAUACAAUGUGAAGAAGAGGACGUUAGAUGCAGGUUGGAGGAAAGGAGAUCUCCAGGAGGAGAGUUGAUGACCACUGAGGUAGACCAUAUGCCUCUAAAACACUCAUGGUGCUGUUCAACUCCCUGCCUCCUGAAACUUAGCUUCUCUUCUAAUUCACUGUUCUGCCUGCCUGGCGCCCUGCGGAAGAUGUACUGUUCCAAAGAAUGUGUGAAUGGACAAGUGCAGGUGACCAGAACCAGAUUAGUCAGAUUGGAAAGUCCAUUUAUAGUCACUCCACUAGAUAAGGGAUACACGCCUCUCUAGCUAGUUGACAGUGAUAAAGGAAAUAAUGCAUUUAUUUAAAAUACGCACUCAACAGGCUGCGGUGUGAGUGGCAAUUGUUAGUUUCUAAAAAAAAGUGCCUCCCUUUGCUUCAUUGACUAACAUUUCAGACAUGUAAAUAACGACGUUUGGAUGAGGCUUUCAUUUGGGAAAGGAAGAUGCAGCAGAAAAAAACAUGAAUGCCCUUUUUUGGAUAAAGCUGCUAUAAUAAACUCGUUCAUUCUAACACAUAACAUGCAAUGCAAUGCCAAACAGUCUUCAUUAAAGAUGCCUUCUCCAAAUCCACUGCACUCCAGUUUCCUGACAAGCAGCCAGCUUUGCUAGAUUUUAAUAUCAACUCAUCUGCCCUGUUCUCCCCCCACUCACCUGUCCACACUCCUGCUGUGUUUAACUCUACAGAGCGUAUGACUCCUCUUCACUUAUAUAGGGACCCUAUUUAAAAAGAUUCAAAACUGAAAAGAAAACUACACGCUUCAUGCAAAAAUCCAAGCUGCGCACUUCUUAACUAAUCGUAUUCUGUGGAUGUGAGAUGUAAUAGACAUGUAAGAAAAGAAUGCGUUUUCUUUUUUGUUCGUUUGUCAGUCUUACCUGAUAUUUAUUAUGCCUUUUUUAUAUCUUCAAUGCACCUCAGCUUUUUCCUUUUGAUAUUUAAAAAAAAUGAAAAAAUAAUGCCGUGAAUGGACAUAGAACACACCUGGAGCUGCCUCUUUUCCUCGAAUUUCCCAAUCUUUUAACUUUGCAAAAAUAUCUUACAUUCCAUAAAUUUGAGAAAGUACACCAGAAAAAUAAGGUGGAGUAAGAAAAAAGUUUUUACUAAAAUUGAAAAACAUUUCGCAGAGACUGGUAACAGGCCAAGACUGUACAGCAGCCUCUGAAGACUUGGAAACUUGGGCUGUCCAUAAAUAAGUGCUGAUGUGGGAUUAGAUUCCUGAAGAUCAUAUUGAGCUUGCUGGCCAUAAUUAAACUAGGCAGUAAUCACCAUAUGAGGGACAAUUAAAAAUUAUGAUAAAAAUUGAUGAUGGCCCCAGAGAGAACAACCCUUUUCUUGAAAUGCUUUAUUGCUGGGCCUGUAUUCACAUAGAUCCUCAGAAGUGCUGAUCCUCUUAUUUAAUAUGACUUCAUUGACAGGAACAGAUCUCACAUCAGAAGCUUAAUGAUCUAUGGCUUAAUUUUCUGACCCAUGUAAGUAUAAACAGUGGAAUGUUCAUAGGAAUCUAAUCCCGGAUGAGCCUUUACUGCUAAAUGCUUUAUAAACAGAGUUCCUGACCCCAAACCACUGUGGCCUGCACAGCAUGCUGCUUAUGAAAUGUGAGAAUGGAAACGCGUGGGUGAGGCACAGAGGACCAAAGUUGUUGGGGGGUGGAAACAAUAAAUAAAAGAAAAAUGUUCUCAUUUAAGGUGUUUGCGUAACAAAUGCAUCCUACAAACUCUCAAUAGGAAAGAGGCGCCUCCUCCAGUUUUCUGUUUCAAAAAACCAUUAACUACCGUUCUCUCACUGCAGUUCUACAGUACAUUCUAGCUUGACAGUUGUGAUUGUCCUCAUUCUAGUUGUGCGUUUUAUCAGUUGGUUUACACUCAUACUCGUUGCUGUAAACGUGGAUUUGGAAAUAAAGUCGGUAUUAAACAGCU